AUGUUUAUCAACAUGAUGAAGCUUGCCCUCGUGUCAAUGAUGUUCAUACUCUCCGCGUCUGCUGAGACCGGCCUCCGCGGUAGCGCUGUCGAAGACGCUGAAAUCACGCACGGACAACGUGAACUCACCGGUGUGAUCGGUUCUUGCCGCUACAAGUACCAAAAGUACAGCUGGAGCAAGUUUAAGUUUGUGACCAAGGACAACGAUCGUUGCGUUGAAGCCAUGACCAUUGGGCUAACCUUCUCCGACACUAGGCAGUUUCCCGGCACUUGGCCCUUCAGCAACGGUCGAAUCAAGAAGGACGGACAGUGCCAGGCGGGUGGAUGCCAAGACAGGAGCGAUAUUGGUGAUGGUUCUUGCAGCCUCGCGGAUACCACCGGGUAUUUCAAUAUCCACACUUGCAAGUAG
Messenger RNA from Seminavis robusta, 408 nucleotides. NCBI's taxonomy places the organism in Eukaryota, Bacillariophyta, Bacillariophyceae, Naviculales, Naviculaceae. The record is from the annotation of a GenBank genome assembly.